Seriola dumerili (greater amberjack) is the source of this 2263-nucleotide messenger RNA. RefSeq names its product serine/arginine-rich splicing factor 5-like (gene srsf5b). Bases 145 to 1026 code for a protein of 293 amino acids. Lineage: Eukaryota; Metazoa; Chordata; Actinopteri; Carangiformes; Carangidae. Gene Ontology annotation, molecular function: mRNA binding. Gene Ontology annotation, cellular component: nucleus; cytoplasm; ribonucleoprotein complex. The transcript has 8 exons. The record is from RefSeq and is a predicted model, not a curated record.
GUGCGUCACCUGGUCCGUUUUUCUGCCCCCUCAUUGAACAGCGGAGGCUCCAUUUUGUUUGAUUCUGGAUUUUGCAGUUACUGUCGAUAGCUAGCGAACAAAAUUAUUACUUGGACCACUUGAAGACACAUUUCCAACAUCAACAUGAGUGGAUGUCGUAUUUUCAUCGGCCGGCUGAGCCCCUCCGCCAGAGAGAAGGACGUGGAAAGGUUCUUCAAAGGAUACGGCCGCAUCAGAGAUAUCGACCUCAAGAGAGGCUUUGGCUUUGUGGAGUUUGACGAUCCCAGAGAUGCUGAAGAUGCAGUGUAUGAGCUUGAUGGCAAAGAGCUGUGCAAUGAAAGGGUGACCAUUGAGCAUGCCCGUGUUCGUCUGCGAGGCGGCCGUGGCAGAGGUGGCAGCGGGGGAGGAGGACGUUUCUCUGAUCGCUAUGGCCGGGGCUCCCAGAACAGUCGGAGUCGAAACCCUCCUCCCAUGCGCACCGAGAACCGGCUUAUCGUGGAGAAUUUGUCCUCUCGUGUCAGCUGGCAGGACCUGAAAGAUUUCAUGAGACAAGCUGGAGAGGUGACAUUCGCAGACGCACAUCGCCCUAAGCUCAACGAAGGGGUUGUUGAGUUUGCCUCUUACAGCGACCUUAAAAAUGCCCUUGAGAAACUGUCUGGAAAGGAAAUCAAUGGCAGGAAAAUCAAGCUCAUAGAGGCAGCCAAGAAGAGGUCGAGAAGUCGUUCCCGGUCUGAAAGUUCUUCUCGGUCACGGUCUCGUUCCCGUGGUCGCUCUCCAUCACGCUCCCCCAGGCGCUCCCGCAGCCCCGCCAAGGCCCACAACCGUUCCCGCUCCCGCAGUGCCUCUCCUGCCGGCAGCAAUUCAUCCCCAGCUCCCAAAUCAAAGGAGCCCGCCAAGCGCUCCUCCAAGACGAGCAAAUCGGCCACCCCACCCUCCCCUCCGCCUGCUCAGAGAGCCUCCGUCUCCCGCUCGCGCUCCCGUUCACGCUCCCGCUCUCGUUCUCCUUCUACUGACAGCCAGCGCUAAGAGUUGUGUUUAAUUUUCAUGGGAAUCAACUAUAGAAACAACUUGUUUCAGCAGUAGAAUCAGCUUGGAGGAGUUGGCACACUGGAGUUCCCAUAAACCCCUCUGACAGCCGAGACGAGUUUUCCCUGAGUAAAGUUAGGUUUUUCCUGUCUGGAUUUUUCUCAUCACUAUCCUCAAGUUUUUCACAUUAAACAUGUACAUUCAUUGCCAGACAGGAACAAUAGAAUGAUAGUCAGAUAUUUUAUUAUCAUCAUUGGGCAUUUAAACUGAAUAAGAUUAUUUGAAGGCAGCAGAUUCACAGUGUUGUUCCCCUUAAGUAUGGACCCAUGUGUAUGUUUACACCCAGUGACCCCUUACCUUUAAAUAAUUCAUCCAACAAGGCUGCAGGUCCAGCGCUGCUGUGCCAUCAUUAUGAACCAGCAUCUACAUUCACCGUUAGUGGGCUCGAGAGUCAUCAAUCUACACUUUUUCAGCAGUAACAGGAUGGUUUUGAUGAGUCGUGUGACCACUUUCUUUACUCCUUGUGAUACUUUUGCUUGUAGGUGUGAGAAUUUUUAAUCACUUUCCACAUUUUUCUCCAUAUUGCUCACAUCUUUUCCUCUCUUUCCUGACCUACUGUACCCGCCACAGCUGCUGCGAGUGAUCUGUAUAAAUUAGGACGCUUGCAUGGGCUUUUGUUUGAUCAAAAUUAAGAAUUUAUUAUUCUACUGAUAUUUUAUUUCUGUUCAAAACUCAAAUACAAACCAUCAUUAUAACUGGCAUUGGCAGCUUCAGUAUCAAGAACACGUGUAGAAUAAAGCACAUUGUUCCAUCAGUUAAAGAGCUGUACAGUAAACUUACCUAUUUCAAGGAUCCUACAAUUUCUUUCAGUGACUGUUAAAUUUUUUAUUUUUUUUUGGAUGUGUGGCUCUUUUGAGGAUGAGGUCAACUCUUUGAUUUGAACACUUUAAAAUGAUAUUGACACAUAAUGCAGUUAAUUCUAGCAUUGUAAUGAAUGUUAUUUUAUCCUUUUGGUUAAGGGUUUUGUGUACAGCAUUGGAGACUUUUGUUUUAGUGUAUAAAUGUAAUUCCAAGAAUUCUUGUUGGUACUGUGACUGGUGUUACUGUGGUUCAAAUGAACAUGUAGACAAAAAUUCAACAUUUUUUACGUAAGGAUUUUAUUUUACAGUGAAAAAAUAUGAUGGACGUUUGUAUGCUGUAGGAAGACAAAGAACUCAAUAAAAGCAUUUUAACUAAA